Messenger RNA from Hydatigera taeniaeformis, 327 nucleotides. The record is from the annotation of a GenBank genome assembly. NCBI's taxonomy places the organism in Eukaryota, Metazoa, Platyhelminthes, Cestoda, Cyclophyllidea, Taeniidae.
AUGCAUAACACUUUUCAGAUGCUGCCAAAUCAAGUUACCCGAAAACACAGAAUGAAUCAGAUUCUGCUGCUGCUAAUUCCCCCCAAAAUACCGCUAGACGCAAAGCAUUGUUGCACUGCUGUGGUUCUAUCACUUUUAUUGACUGUUUUGUCUUUCACUCUUCUUUCUGUAGAGCAAGGCAUGGUGUGCGCCUGUGGUGGGACUUUCUGCACCACGCAUCGCUUUGACGAUCGCCAUAACUGCCCCUUCGACUAUCAGUCGGACGAGCGCGAACGUCUGCGCAAGGCAAACCCACCGGUAUUGGGAGAAAAAGUGAAGAAAAUCUAA